Messenger RNA from Teleopsis dalmanni, 5548 nucleotides. Its product is annotated as probable WRKY transcription factor protein 1. Lineage: Eukaryota; Metazoa; Arthropoda; Insecta; Diptera; Diopsidae. The coding region runs from base 263 to 5344 and encodes 1693 amino acids. The transcript is spliced from 6 exons. The record is from RefSeq and is a predicted model, not a curated record.
UAUGUAUACAGAUCCAUAUACAUAUGUAUACAAACAAAUAAAUAUAGAUAUUGUUAUAUAUAUAUACAUAUAUUAAAAGUGACUUUGGGUAUCCUUAAUUGGUGUAAUAAUUUUAUUGCACUGUCAUAACUCAUUAAUAUAACUCCGUAACAUAAGUAAUCGGAUAUUCUUCUUCUUCAAACGUUCCUUCAUACAUUAUCCUACGAAAAUAAAAUAUUUUACUUUUAAUGGCAUUUGUUGCGAUUUUCUUUCUUACGAGAAAAUGAACAAUGAAAUCGGCAAAUCCUUUUUAUCUGUCACCGCAUCACUCGCCGCCAUUAUACCUGAUACGCCCAUUGUGUCCAUUGCUGGAUCAACAUUAAGUGAAAUUACAACAACAACAACAUCAACUACUACAACUCCGACACCUACAGCGACGUCUUUAGAACCGUCUAAAGUCGAUAUAUCUUUACCAAAUCAUAAUCCGAUGUCUGAUGCUGCUGCUAAAUCGGCAGGCGCUACAUCUAGUGCUGCUGCUGUAAAUGUCACUACCAAUAUUAACUUGAAUAAAGAACCGACACCAGCUGCUGCACACAAAUCAGAAAAAAUUGUAGACACAGAUUUGAAGGAAACUGAUACUUGGGUAGACAGUUUGGAUGAUAUUAAAUUAAAAAAUUUAUUAGAAGAAGCAUAUUCUUAUCGAAACCCAAUAGAUAAAGAAAAUAAGAGUGAAAUUUUCUUGCAAUUACUGGAGAAAGCUGAAAGUGAAAAAGAGGAUCAAACUUUUUCAUUUAGUGCUAUUGCUUCACGAUUUACACGUAAUUCAUCCUCUUCUACUACGUCCAAUAGUCAUAAGCAAGGCGGAUCCUUGCAAGAUCUCGUUGAAUCUACGUCGGAUUGUGAUUAUAGUGCAGGAGGGCAGCGCCAUCGACGCUCGAAUCAUUAUUCAAGACAAAAAAAAUUCUCAUCGGUAUCAUCGCGUCAACGAGAAGGUGGAAGUUUACCAAGUAACGUUAAUGUUGCUAAUAGUGGGGGUUUACUUGGUACACUUGAACAGCCGGCUUUUAUGAAAGAGCUUCGUGCUAGUGCAAGUUUAAAGCAACAAAGACGCAAUACAAAAACAAAUACUGCAAAGGAAACGGAAAAAGACAACGUAGCUGGAACAACAGCAACUGGUACAACAAAAAAUUCUAAUGAUAGUGUUGGUAGUAGUGGUACCAAUAUUAUAAAUAAAUUAAAUCCAAAUGAUACAAUUAUUAAUAUAAACGAACCUAUUGAAGAUAUACAACAACAACAACAGGUUUUACUCUCAGAUGGGAAUGAAAUAACUCAGGGUAAUCAUAUUUAUGAACGUUGGGGUGUUGAUGUACGUAUACCACGAGCAAAUAUUGUAACAACCGUACAAACAAAAGUUGAUAGUUCACGAAAUUUUGUUGAUGAUCAAAUACGUUUUGAGCAUUUGGAUCGUGGUGAAAAAUAUUUUCCUUUGGAUGAGAAUUAUAAAGCCUGCAGAUCAGUAAUGGGAGAAAAGAGCGACACGUUGAAAUCAUCUAAUACAAUGUUUGCUUCUAAAUUAAGUACAGUAAGUCGUCAAUAUGACGAGAACGGAAAUUCUUUAAGUGAAAUUUUGCAAAGUAGUUCAGGUGCUAGUAAUAUUUUUUCAAGUGGUAAUAAUAGCCAAUCGCUGGCGAAGGCUAAGAAGAAAAAAACACAACAAGAUCGAAACACGAAGAUCGUUGACUUAGAAUCAGUAGAUGGAUAUAGAGGAAAAGAUCCCAUUCAUGUGUUGGUAAAAUAUAUUGAAAAUCCAUCUGAUUCAAAAGGUGUAAAAGGUAAUGAAAAUCCGAAGAAAAAAGAUCGAAAUAAGAAAGAAAGCAGGGAUAAAGAGAGGGAUUCCAAGGAAAAGGAUAACAAAGAAAAAUAUAUUAAGGAUCGUGAAAGUAAGGAUAAAGAAGUAAAAGAAAAAGAGAACAAAGAAAAUGAUGUAAAGGAAAAAGAUAAAGAUAUUAAGGAAAAGGAUUGUAAAGAAAAUGAUAUUAAGGAAAAAGAAAAAGAUAAAGAUAUAAAGGAAAAAGAUAUGAAAUUUAAGGAUAUGAAAGAAAAAGAAUUUAAAGAUAGCACAGAUAUCAAAGAUAUAAAAGAAUUUAAGGAUACAAAAGAGAAAGAUAAUAAAGAUAGUAAGGAAUAUAAAGAUAGUCGAGAACAUAGAAAUAAGACAUCAAAAAUCAGUACAUCUUGUGAGGAAUUAGCCAAUUGCUCUGAUGAAGAAAAUAACGUCCUAAAGAGAAGUGGAGUCAAUACAGAAAAUGCUGUAACAAUGCGUGGCAAGACUACUAAUAAAAAUAAAAAUCACUCACUAUCAUCUGCUGAUAUUAAUAAAAAUGUUGAUGGUAGCUCUAAAAUAAACCCUUCUGCUAGUCGAAAAAAUGAACGUCGUUCUUGGGGAACAGAAGAAUUGCAGUAUCUUGGAGAAAACAGCAAAGUGAACGAAGAAAAAUUAAAAGAGAGAAAAAAUAAUAAAUAUAAAGAUAGAGAAAUAGAGAAAGAUGGAAAGCUUCUUGAUAAACCUGAGAAAAAUGUUAAUAGUAUUGAUGAACUGUUGAACAGUAAAACCGAAAAACGUAAGAAAUUCGAAAAUCUUGUUCAUUCUAAUGCAGAAUCCACUUAUGGAGAUGUGAAUUUUUUAGAAAUGGACGCGAUUGUUCCUGAAACUGCCGAAUUUCAUGUUGUUACAAAAAAGAAAAAAACCAAGAAACAACGAGCAAAUAUGGAUGAAACAAAUGUUAACUGCGGUGGUGUCGCAAAUUUUAAUCGCACACAUAAUAUCACAAAUACACAGCAGCAAAAGUUAACAUCCGGAGUCCAACAGCAACAAUUGCGUUAUAAAAAUAAUUCAAGCUUUAUUGCGGGAAAUUUAGAUCGUAUAGAAUAUACUAACAAUAACCAUCCCAAUUCUCAUUCUAAUCAUCAAAGUUAUAUUAGUAACCAACAAUUAAACAGUGAUAAAUCACGCCGAAAAUCAACUUCCUCCAUGCCUCCGUCAGAAAAAUCUGAUUCUAGCGAUCAUGACUCUGUGCAUUCUUUACCAAUAGAGUCUGCUAUUAAAAAUAAACAACGCCAUAAAAAUUCGAACGUACCAACAUCAUCGUCUACUGCUGGAAAAGGCUAUGCUAACAGCUCACCUGCUCCAAUUUCUUAUGCAGAUAUUACUCGAACUAAUAAAGAAAUAAUUUCUGCUAACGCUAAUAGUGUCGAUAAAUGGCCUACAGUAGAUGUUUCUAAUAAUAACAUAAAUGAUGUAACUGGAAUUACCGAUGAAACUCAGACAUCAAGUAACCAGCAAAGCAGCACUAUUUUAGGCAGUAAAAUAAAAGCUAAAAAAGUGUCAAGUAAAUCAGAUUUUCCAGAAUUGUUACCAAUAUUAAAUCCAGAACAUAAUGGUAUUAAAUCUGUUAUAACAAAACCGAUUUCAUAUUCACAAAGUUUAACUACAGUGCCAUCAGGUUAUAAUACUAGUAAUAGUAUUGUAACAAGUAGUGAUAUGUCUAUUACUACUGCAUUGACAAAUACCUUUGAAAAUAAUAUAGACAUAAAAGAUCCCAAAAGCGAAAAAUCGAACACGUUUAUGGAGAAUGAUAAGACCAGCAUUGUUGCAGCAACAAGUGGUGUAACUCGAAAUCAAGCAGGUAUGCAACAGCCGUUGCAAAAGUCAAAAAGUGUGGAACAUGACAAUUACAAUAGUAACUUGGAUCAACAAUAUCCAGCUCUAGAAAAGACUGUUAAACGACAUAGUGCUACUAAUGUAUCAGUGGUUGCUAAUAGCAUGUCAACACCAUUAUCAGCGCCGGGUCAAUUUAAUUUUGCUGCAGCUGCUAAGCAGCAAAUCAAUACUAACUUUGAGGGAAUUCAAAAACAAAGUACCCCAUUAACUACCUCAAGCAAUGUGGUGACCAUGAAUACACAAAUUGCAACCCCUGCCAAUACGACUGCCAAUGCUGGUAUUAAAAAAUCUAAAGAAAAGUUAUCACCGUCUAUUACAUCACAGAUAAUAGAUUCGACAACAAAUGAUUCAUUCAUUAAUAAUAACGUAAUUCAGAUGAAGAAAAUGAAAAAAGAACAAAAGCAUGAAUCUAAUGAUUCUAAUGUUGCACAAAAACUAUCGGCAGCUACACAAACACAAACACAACCUGUUCCUAAAAUUUGCACAACUUCAGCCAAUGAAGUUGUAACUGCAAAGCAACUAAAUAAUACUUCAAAUGCUCAGAAAAUAAAUUCUAUGUUAAAUACGACUCAGAACAAAACUAACGCAACGCAAACAAUUUCAAAUCGCCCAGCUGUAAUAAUAUUAAAUGACGAUUCUGGAUUUGUAUUAUCAAAUAAUCAAUUCACUUUUGGUGACUUUAAUGAAGAAGAGCUUAGAUUCUUGGAUAAUGAAAUGACACAGAAGGUAAUUCACGGAAAAGAUAAUUUUGAGAAAUCAGAUAUAAUGGAAAACGUCUCAAACAGAAAUGUUCACGUAUCAAUAUCUACUAAUUUGACAAAAUCAUCAACGCCAGCAGCAAUAUUUAAUGAUUCAGGUACUUCGUCUGAUAUCAUCAACAAUUCAAUUCAACAUGGUGAUGAUAUAAUGUUGAUUCCUAGUGUUGACGCUUCGUCACCCAAUACAUCAUUUAUCAAUAAUCAGGUAGUAAAUCAAUCUAAUGAUAGCGGUUUAAACGACAGCAACAAAUCAAAAUCAAGUAGUAAUAAUAAACGUACACCUAUCUCAAAAAUUGCUAAUACAAAAAUGAAUUCAUUCACAAAUAAUCCAGCAACAGCACUUACCAAUAAAGCUAGUGAAGAUGGUAAACCCUCAUCUUACAAUGCAAAUAACAUCUGUCCACCACAGCAACUUGAAACUUGUAAUGACAUUGAAACAGCUAUACUUGCAGCCGCACGCGCUGCAGCUGACCAAAAUCAAAAUCAACACCAACAACAAUGUCAACACCAUCAAGGCGUGCAUUAUGAAACAUUCAACUCAUCAUCGAAUUGCAGCUCGUUAUCGUCAUCUGUAUCUGUUGAUGCAAAAUAUACACCACAAUCUCCAACAUUUGUAGCCAACAAUUUUUCUAAUAUUAAUUGCCAAACGCAACAAUUUGAAAGUGAUUAUUUAAUUCGUAGCAGAAGUAACAGUAGCGGUCAAAGAGAUUACCCAUCUUCGCAUGUUGUUAGUAUACAAGAACAGGAGUUUGAUUUACAAUAUAUACCGCCCACCAAUUCAGACGCAUUUAAUAAGCAACAUAAUGAUUUUAUUGUAGCUUACAUUGAUUCCGCAUGGGAGGAAAUCGCUAAUAGUAAGCUGACUGUAUAUUAUGAUGGACAAUAAAAAGCUGCUUUUUCUAAUUUCACAUCUCUAAACAAAGUGGACUACAAUAGACAACAUAAGAGUAUACAAAAAUAUGUAGAAUAAAACAAAUAAUUUGCUUUUCUGUAUAAGCUUUUGGUGACUGAUAGCGAAUUUCUAUAUAUUAAAAAUAUGUUUCGAUUCAUGUAUUAAAGAAAAAAACCGAACGCGACGUAUUGUUUUAAA